Molecule: messenger RNA, 3766 nt
Organism: Melospiza melodia melodia
Lineage: Eukaryota; Metazoa; Chordata; Aves; Passeriformes; Passerellidae
Gene: SPRY3
Product: sprouty RTK signaling antagonist 3
Exons: 2
Coding region: 197-1114 (305 amino acids)
Biological process (GO): animal organ development; negative regulation of Ras protein signal transduction; negative regulation of MAP kinase activity
Cellular component (GO): membrane; cytosol
Source: RefSeq, a predicted model, not a curated record
GCGGCGCCUGGGGAGCGCUGCGGGGCUCUGCGGAGCCGCUAAUGGGCCGAGUCCAUUUCAGAGGGAUGACGCCACUUGGGUAAAGCGUUAAGAGCUCCGGGAAGGCAGCGCAGAGCGAGGGGGAGCGCGAUGCUCCCGGGCAGCGCCAGGAUCUUUAGAUGUGCCCUGAUGCCGCAGGGUCUCCCGGCUCCUGGAAAUGCAGCUCUCUUCCAGCGUGGCUGAACUCAGCUGCGACGAGACCAUGGACCCACCCGCCGAGGACUUCCAGCAGGUGCUGUCCAUCGACCAAAUCCGCUCCAUCCGCGCCAGCAACAACUACGUGGAGAGGCCGGCGGCGUGCUUCCAGCAAGCCCGCUCCAACCCCUCGCUGUCGCAGCCCCCGCACAAGCAGGAGUGGUCCCAGGACCGCCUGGCGUCUUCCACCUUCCAGGACCUGCACCGCAGCCACAGCCAGCAGCACCAGGCGCCGCCGCCGCAGCCGCACCUGAGCCACUCGAGCACGGCCAGCUCGGUGUCGCAGAGCACCACGGCCUCGGAGCAGCGCCUGCUGAGCAGCCUGACGCCGUCGCACUCCGGGCACUCUCUGGUGCGGACGCAGCCCCGCGGGGCUGAGCUGAAGGCCGAGGAGUCGCCGCGGAAGGGCGCGGAGCCGGCGGCGGGGCACGGGGCGCACCUGGUGCUGUGCGAGGCGUGCGGGCGCUGCCGCUGCCCGCGCUGCACGGCCGCCCGCAGCCUGCCCUCCUGCUGGCUCUGCAACCAGCGCUGCCUCUGCUCCGCCGAGAGCCUCCUCGACUACGGGACCUGCCUCUGCUGCGUCAAGGGGCUCUUCUACCACUGCUCCACCGACGACGAGGACACCUGCGCCGACGACCCCUGCUCCUGCGGGCCGGGCUCCUGCUGCGCCCGCUGGGCUGCCAUGAGCGUCCUGUCCCUCCUCUUGCCCUGCCUCUGCUGCUACUUUCCCACCCUGGGGUGCCUCAAACUUUGCCAGCGGGGCUAUGACGGCCUGAAACGCCCCGGCUGCCGCUGCCAGAGCCACACCAACACGGUCUGCAGAAAGAUCUCCUCGGCCAGCGGCACGCCCUUCCCCAAAACGCUGGACAAGCCGGUAUGACCCUCCCGAGGAGGAGAAGCGGGCUUUGCUCCUCUUCCUCCCCCUCCUCCUCCUCUUCUCUCCUCCGUCCCGCUCCUCCCUCGGCUCCCUCUGCCCUGCGGUGCCCUCCCCUUCCCGCCAUCACCUUCCAGGAUCCAGACGGGUCACCUGGGGAUCCCCAGGCUUUGGGACGCCCUGGCUGUGGUGCCGGGGGAGCUGGCACUGAGCUGGGGGGUACCAGUGGUUCUGCACGUACAGGAGAGGGACAGGAGAGGCAGAGCAAGCUGAGGGUGCCCUCCCUGGCUGUGUCCCACAGGGAAAGGUGACCCAGAGGGUCCUUGGGCUCUGCCCCCACGGCAAGGGUACCUUGGGCCCCUCAGGGCUCUGCUCUCCAUAGUUCUAGGAGGUGCCCCACAGUAUGGUCCUUAUCCAUGAGGGAGGAGACAGGUCAGUGCGUCCCUGUGCCAGAGUCCCUCGGGAGCCAGACCCCUCUCCCACUCUUUCUCCCUCUCCUGCACUUUCUGUGGGUGGCCUUUCGCCCCUCAGCUGGCCACAGGUCCCUUUCCCUGAGGGGCUGGGGUGCCAAGGGCUCUCACCAUUGGCAGUGGCUUCACUCCAGGCUGGGAAGACGCUGGGAGAAGCGAGCGAGCUCCAGAAUGAGGUGGCACCGUGUUUUUCUAUCUCAAAGAGGAAGAGAAGGUGUGGGAAGCUUUAGAAACCUUCUGGCAGGGGAAGGAGCUAUCGGAGGCAGCCCAGCCCACUCUCUCCUGCCCGACUGCAGCAAGGGAAAGGUCCCCUCUGGGAUUUGGCUGAGAACAAGGAGCUGCUUGGAAAUUGCCAUUCAUUUCUCCAGGCCUUGGAGGGCUGCCUGAGGUGGGAGCUGCCGCCUGGCUCCAUCCCACCACCCAGCAGAUGCCACAGGCACCAGCUCCGCGCUCGAACCCCGAUCUGGUACCUUCCACCAGCACUGAAUUCACUUUAAAAAACUACAGCAAAGCCAACUGUGAGCAGCCACCACUCCGGGGACUCCCCGGCAGGGCUUCUGUCACCUUGCCUUGGGCUGGAGGACAUGGAAAGCAGGAGGGGGUGUCAAAGCUGGGGAGCCCGACCUUCCCUCCCUGCCAAGUUUCCUUUGAGUCCUCACUUCACUGAGGGGGUUCUGCCACUCGCUGACAGCUGGGAACAGGGCUGGAGCCAGACCAUGGGGCCAGACCUGGGGCCAUCUGCAGAGCAGAGGAUGCUGCAAUCCGAGUCAGGGCUCCGUGUUUCCUGCUGGGAUGAUGAUAACCCCAACUGGUGGCUGUGGCAGGGGGACUCCAGGUGCUCCUGGGCUCAGCCCCAUGUCUGUGCAGUGCCAGCUCCUGGUUGUGGCCCCGCUGGCAUCCUUUGGGGGAGUUUGGAGCCGGGAUGGCGUCCUGGAGCUCGGCUCUGCCUGCCUGUCCCCCUUCCCAGGGGUGGGAGCACGAGAGGGGGGAAUGGUGCUCCUGGAGGAAUAUAUGCAACACAUCCCUUGGCUUCUCCAAGCCCCAGCUCCCAGGGCCCGUCCGCCGCCUCCUCCCAGCCGCCUCUUUCCGUAGAGUUCUGUGGAUCUAUUUUUGUAGAUAUAAAUAUAACGUUAGGAUGGGUAGGUCUAUUACUAAUAAUAUUCAUGAUACUGCUGUGAACGGUGCCAGGUACAAGGUUUGGCUUCCUGGUGCACUUGCACAGGCUGGAAAAGAUGAUUUCCCAGUCAGUUUAUUGCUAAUCCCAGACCCUUGGUUCCCAGAUUGUUGGGAGUGGGGGAAACGGAGGUGUACAGAUUGUCUGGGGGUCUGCUCUGCAGGGAGGGUGGGAUUCAGUGCUGGCUGAGAGGGGAGGCAGGAGUGGAAUCUCAUUGUGGGACUCCUCUUUCCAUCCAUUCACUUUCUAAAAAUCACCAUGGAUCCAAGCUCCCUCUGUUGCGGGGAGAAGUGGUUCCAGGGAGUGAUUCAUCCCGCUUGGAAGCGUUAUUCAUCAAAUCCUGUGCUGGCUGUGCCCAGCUCCCCUGACUCAAAUGGCACCCAAACAUUGAACUCCAGGCUCCAUGGGGAAGGGGAGAUGAGUCCCAUGCCUGGUGGGAGGUUUGUGCUGGAGGAUGUGAUGGACGUGAGUGAAAUCCUCUCCCUGAUUUCUCCCAGAGCCAGAGGGGGGGUGUGGAAGGAUCUGUGGGUGUCUCAGGAGGAUGCUCUGGCAUCAUGCAGAGGGAUCUCCUGGCAUUAGGAAAGGACAGAGCCCCAUCUGGGCACGGUCCAUCCCUGAGGCCAGCCUGGACUCUGGAAUCAUUUGGAUUUUAAAGCCAUGACCUUCUCAGAGGAUGCCCUGUAGGUGUGCGAACCCCUCUAAGAUCAUUCCUGUGGCAGCAAAUAUAAACUGCAUUACUAAUACAUUUAUCCUUAUGCCAAUAAUUGCUUGGCUCCCUACUUUCAAGUGAUGUUGUGGGGAGACACUUCCUCCCAGAGUCUCCUUCCUUUGGAAGGCUCAGUUCACUCUUCUAUUGGUGCUGAUUAAACUCCUUCUUCAUAAAAACCAGAGAGCAUUUUUAGGGAGAAAAGGUCCCUUUUUCCCUGUGGGUUGGAGGAACUGUCUCCCUUGAAUGAGAAUGAGAAACAGUUCAUUGAAACUUUUUAAAGAAAACUAAUGAACAGAAUUUUCCAA